Messenger RNA from Aspergillus ochraceoroseus IBT 24754, 2121 nucleotides. It is a transcript of the gene nimA, whose product is annotated as serine/threonine protein kinase nimA. Gene Ontology annotation, biological process: protein phosphorylation; chromosome segregation. The record is from RefSeq and is a predicted model, not a curated record. Gene Ontology annotation, cellular component: cytoplasm; centrosome; nucleus. Lineage: Eukaryota; Fungi; Ascomycota; Eurotiomycetes; Eurotiales; Aspergillaceae. The transcript has 3 exons. Gene Ontology annotation, molecular function: ATP binding; protein kinase activity. The coding region runs from base 1 to 2121 and encodes 706 amino acids.
AUGGCAAUCGCAUUGGCGGAGGCAGACAAGUAUGAAGUCCUAGAGAAAAUCGGUUGCGGUUCCUUUGGAAUCAUUCGCAAAGUCAAGCGGAAAUCCGACGGUUUUAUACUAUGUCGCAAAGAGAUCAAUUACGUCAAAAUGUCCCAGAAAGAGCGGGAGCAACUGACCGCAGAAUUCAAUAUUCUCAGCUCUCUCCGACACCCGAAUAUUGUUGCCUAUUACCACCGGGAGCACCUCAAGGCAAGUCAGGACUUGUAUCUUUACAUGGAAUAUUGCGGCGGCGGUGACCUUAGCAUGGUCAUCAAGAAUUUGAAACGGACGAACAAGUACGCAGAGGAGGACUUUGUCUGGCGCAUACUGUCACAACUGGCAACUGCUCUAUACCGUUGCCAUUACGGCACGGACCCGGCAGAAGUAGGACCAAAUGUGCUGGGUCCUGCUCCAAAGCCUUCCGGUCUCAAAGGGAAACAGGCCCAGAUGACCAUUCUGCAUCGUGAUCUCAAGCCCGAGAACAUCUUCCUAGGGACAGACAAUACCGUGAAACUCGGUGAUUUCGGCUUGUCCAAAGUGAUGCACUCCCACGAUUUUGCAUCUACUUAUGUAGGCACUCCCUUCUACAUGUCGCCUGAAAUCUGCGCAGCGGAAAAGUACACCUUGCGUUCCGACAUUUGGGCCGUCGGCUGCAUCAUGUACGAACUUUGUCAAAGGGAGCCUCCUUUCAACGCCCGCACACACAUCCAGCUCGUUCAGAAAAUUCGCGAAGGCAAAUUCGCUCCAUUGCCGGAUUUUUAUUCAACAGAGCUCAAGAAUGUUAUUGCGAGCUGUCUGCGUGUAAAUCCUGACCACCGUCCCGACACCACAGCGCUCAUUAAUCUCCCGGUUAUUCGCUUGAUGCGGAAAGAAAUGGAAAUCACAACUCUAUGCAAGACUAUUCGAAAGCGGGAGGAAGCCGCGGUGCAAAAGAUGAGGGAAGUGGAACAGGCUGUCUCCAAACUCGAAAAGGAGAAACAGCAGAUCAAAAGCGACAUCGAGAACACGGUUCGUCGGGAGUGGGAGGUAAAGGCCCGCCUAGAGAUCGACAGGCAAGUUCAGAGCGAGCUUGACAGACUCCGUAAAAGGUUCGAAAGUGAAGUACAAGAGCGCGUGGCUCUCGAGGUGGAAAAGCAAAAACGAAGUGCAAACUUUAGGGACGGUGCUGGUCUACGAUCAAGCGGCCAUGGAUCCCAGUCUUCUUCCAGUAAUAACGACGACACUGACUACCCUUCGAGCACUGAUAUCAGCCAAUUGUCUUUGGAGUCUCCAUCCAACAAACCGACCAGGCCUGCAAAGAAAGAGACGCGUACCCCGUUCAGUCGCUCUAAAACGGUCGUUGAAUCUCCCAUGGACGUGCAGAUGGCUGAGCCAUCUCCUAUCUCAAUCGCUUCCCUUUCUUUGUCGCCUCGUCGCACCUCGGCAACUUACUCGGGCAAGAAUAUCUUUGCUGAAGGGGAGCGGCACCGCGCUAAGUGGGAACCUUCUAUAGCAUACUCUGAUGACGAAGAUGACACGCCUGAACUUCCGUCACCUACUCGUCCCAAGGUCAAGCCUGACCCUUUCAAGGCGCCAGCUCGCCCUCUUCUUCGCCAAAAUACGGCUGCUUUAAUGCAGAAGCUAAGCACCCAACCGCCUCUCUUUCCGUCCAACCCUUCGAGGCUACCUCACGUUUCAGGAAGCAAUCAGCCUGAUGGCCAUACGAGGGAAAACAAGUCCAGGUCUCCUCAUCGCCGCCUAUCCAAAAUCCCAUCAUCUGCCAACUUAGCUGCCGAUGCUGGCUCCCCAACCCGCAAGAGCGGCGCCAAGCAGGUCUUCUCCAAAGUGAACGGGGGUGGCGAAGAGAUGUUCAAGGCUGUAAUGCAGCGCAACAUGGGUGGCCGGACUUUGGUGGAACUUGCACAGGCACGUGCUGGUGGCCGUCCCAUCGAUGAAUUCAAGCGCUGUGCGAGUGAUUCCCGUACCGUGGCUUGCUCUGUUGCAUUGAAAUCUUCGGAUCGCGAUCCACCCGCGGUGUGGGAUCCCGAGAAAGACGAGAUGCCGAGUCCCUUCUUAGCCCGUGGAAGAAAGGUCCUUCGCAACCUGAGGUAA